Messenger RNA from Melospiza melodia melodia, 3527 nucleotides. RefSeq names its product otopetrin 3 (gene OTOP3). The record is from RefSeq and is a predicted model, not a curated record. Gene Ontology annotation, molecular function: proton channel activity. NCBI's taxonomy places the organism in Eukaryota, Metazoa, Chordata, Aves, Passeriformes, Passerellidae. The transcript has 8 exons. Bases 879 to 2696 code for a protein of 605 amino acids. Gene Ontology annotation, cellular component: membrane. Gene Ontology annotation, biological process: proton transmembrane transport.
AAUAAAUCAAUGGGCUCGGAGCAGAGGCUGCAUUUAGUGAGGAGCAGCCCUGACGGUUCCUGUCUGCACCUUGGGCUGUCAGUCUCCCGUGCAUCCUGGUGCCAUUCCAGGCACCGGCUUCGGACCGGCUGCACUCGAGGCUGGGCCGGCUCCUCGGGCAGCAAGAUUUCCCUCUCAAGAGCAGUACAGCCGUACCAAGAUUUUACUGGCAGAUGGACGGAAAAGCUCCCCGGCUCUGACUGUCAGCUUGGGCCCAUCCCUCCAGCUCCUCGUGUCAGUGCCCUCACGGCCUUGAGCUACAAGAGGAAAAGCAAAGAAAAACAGGGAGCCUGUAACUCUCAGAGCCCAAAAACAGAAGGAAGAGGUUGGACCCAUCGACUGAAAAUCAAACAGUUCUGAAUUUCAAAGCAGGUCUAAGCUUGCUCUUCAUUUUCAGGUAAUCCUUACAACAACAAAGGGUAAGGAGAAAACCUGAACCCAGGGCUGGAGAAGCUGUAAAAGGUGAGGGUGGGAAUGGUUUGAGCACCUCUGGUCCCAGCAGCCCCUGGUACUGUGGGGCAGGUACAGGUAUCAGACACCCACUUUAAUCCCGUGUCUCUGGACAGGUUUUGGCAGAAGGGCCUUUCCCCAGUGCCCUGCAAUGACUCUGUCCACUGGGAAAGUUUUCAUGCUUAACCUGGGCUAAAAACCAAUCUCCUUUUCCCCUUCAUCCAGCUUCUGGAGAAGGAAGGAAGGAAAAGCUGCAAAGCAAGGAAGGGAGGUCACCACACAGUGAAGUGACCUUCACAGCAGAGCAUACAGCCUCCCAUCUCAGCACAUCCCCCCUUUAAACCUCCCCUGUUUUCAAUGCAGCAGGUGAUCCCCCAGGCAGAUGAGCCAUGUCUGACAAGAAAGACUCCAAGCCCUGCCAUCACUGCCAGAGCAGAUCAGCAUCACUCCCAGCAGACACCACCACGAUCCACUAUGAGAAGUUCUGGCUGUACCGUCACUGCUCCUCAGUGGAGCAGAGCCACCGGCAAGCUCAGAAGGCUGGGCAGCUCUUCUCAGGGCUGCUGGCCAUGAACGUGGUGUUUCUGGGCAGCGCCUUCAUCAGCAGCAUGAUCUUCAACAGGGUGGCCAUCACUCUGGCAGAUGUCUGGAUCCUGCUCUCCGUCCUCAAGGUCUUGUGCGUGUUCUGGGUUAUUUACUACCUGAUGGGCACCAGCCGGAAGCCACAUGCCAUACUCUACAGGGACUCCCACGCCGGACCCAUCUGGGUUAGGGGGUCAGUGCUGCUGUUUGGCAGUUGCAGCAUCCUCCUGAAUGUGUUUGAGAUUGGCUACAGCACAAUCCUUGUCCGCUGCAAAUCCAAUGUGGAAAUUAUGUUCCCUGUCAUUGCAAUCCUUUUUAUUGGCACUCAGAUUUACUUUCUGUGGCAUCACUCUAAGGACUGCAUUCAAGUCCAGCACAACUUCACCAGGUGUGGGCUGAUGGUCGCCGUAGCCACCAACCUUCUGGAAUGGCUCCUGUCGGUGACCAACGACUCCCUGCACAUGGAGAUGGAGUCUCAGCUGCGCGAGGUGGAGCAGCGAUUCAUAGCUCCAGGCAAUGAGACUGCCAUGUGCGUAUGCCCAAACACGACCAUCUGCAGAGUCUUCCAGGAGGGCUACAUCCUGCUCUACCCCUUCAACACCGAGUACAGCCUGGUCUGCUCCUCCAUGCUCUACGUCAUGUGGAAGAACGUGGGGAGAACCAUCAGCCACCACCACAGCCUGGAAAAGAGGCCCAAAUUCAAGCUCAAGGGAGUGCUCUUUGGGCCAGUGCUGGGCACCAGUGCUGUAAUCAUCGGGGCUUGUGUUUUCAUGAUGUACCAGAUCCAGGCCGCCACCUUGGACCCCAGCCGCCAGGUCCUUGUGAUCUAUUUUACCUACUACAUUGUGCUCCUGCCCCUGAUGAGUGUGUGUGCCGUGGUUGGGACACUCAUCCAUGCCUUGGAAAAAAAGGAGCUGGACACGGUGCAAAACCCAACCCGCAGCCUGGACGCGGUCCUGCUGAUGGGCGCAGCCCUUGGCCAAAUCGGCAUGUCCUACUUCUCCAUUGUGGCCCUGAUAGCCAGCAACCGCAGAGACCUGCUGAACAGGCUUGCCCUGGCCUACUCUGUCCUCAUUAUCAUUCAGAACAUCACCCAGAAUGUUUUUGUCAUCGAUGGGCUCCACCGGCGGCACGUUGUAGCAGCAGAUGAGGCCAAGCAUGCCAGACGCUGCGAGCAGCACACGGUGGCUGCAGAGCUGCCUGGGGAGGAGGAGAGCACGCAGGACAGCGUACAGGAGCACAGCCAGACACCUCCUGCCAAGGAGGAAAAGGAGGAAGACAGUAAAGAAGUGCAGAAUUGUGAAGCCUGCCGCCAGAGACGAAUGAGCGUGCUGGAGCUGGGACAGGAGAUCCGGAAAGUUUCCCUGUCCUACAUCCAUACCUACUCUCACCUGACCUGGAAGAGAAGAGUAUUGAGGGAGAUCUCGUUCUUCUUAGUUCUGAGCAACAUCAUACUGUGGAUCAUGCCCACAUUUGGGUCUCACCCCCUCUUCGAGAAUGGAAUGGAAAGGUCAUUUUAUGGCUACUCCACCUGGUUUGUGAUCGUGAACUUCGGCCUCCCCUUGUCUGUGUUUUACCGCAUGCACUCCAUUGGGGGGCUCCUGGAGGUCUACGUGACAGCCUGAGCCAAGCUGGACCCCCAGGCCAGCCCCUGGGGGAAUCAGUGAUGCUGAACAAAGAUGCAGUAAGCAGUAGAUAUGCACAUGGAAGCUUCUAAGAUGUUUUCCCUCCAGUUUCUGCUUGGACUUCUUGUACAACAUCACAGUGACUUUCAGAAGAGGUUCUUUAAUGUUGUCCUUUUCCACCAUAGAGAAUAGACUCAAAGCCCAUAAACAAACUCUCACUGCUCUCAGGAAUCACACAUGCACUCAGCAGUCUGCCAGUGGAUGCUGUUUGGCAGCAAAUGGGACUUUACCAACUCUUACUGAGAUCACCCAGAUAAAAGAAUGCAAGGGCAGCCUUCAGCAAAAGCAAUGAAGACUGGCCUACACCAAUUCAGAACAUCAAAAGCAAUCAAAAAAUAAAAGCUAUUACAUGACCUUGCCUUACUGAGAAUAAACACUUCUUCCUACAGGCACUCCCAGAGCCUCAGGUGGGAAUCACUAGGGAAGCACUGUGGGUGAUCCUUACACACCACGGAUGAUGUUAUCACUGGUGUGGACUAGCCAGGGUCCCAUCCUUGUACAAGGGCUAGUUCAAGAGCAAGCCACUGCCACAUCCACUGUGAAUCUUUCCCCAUCCCAACACGUUGGCCCUUGCUGCUGCCUUGCACACCCACAAACCUUUCUUGAGGUCACCAUGCACAAAGGAAGGCAGCUGCAGAGGUGCCUGAUCAAAGACCCAUUGGGAUGUGUUCCAUAGGGAUGCUUGCUUUGAAAGCGUGUGCGAGAGCAAGGGGCUUGUGACUAUGGGUCCAAAUCCAGAGCUGAUGAACUAAAAUAAAGAGAUUGAGUUUC